Cantharellus anzutake is the source of this 1227-nucleotide messenger RNA. RefSeq lists its product as uncharacterized. Bases 117 to 1001 code for a protein of 294 amino acids. Lineage: Eukaryota; Fungi; Basidiomycota; Agaricomycetes; Cantharellales; Hydnaceae. The record is from RefSeq and is a predicted model, not a curated record. The transcript is spliced from 5 exons.
GCGAUGCGCGGUUGAAUCGGUUCGUUCCGGCAAUACUGGCUGUGUCGGCAAUGGCGACCAACCCCUAGCCACUGCGGCGUUUUCGAUCAAAGUUAACCCCUUGAAGCCGAACAAACAUGUCCACCGUCGCCUACAUUGGAGCCUCUCGAGGAGUCGGUUUUGCAGCCUACGCCGAUCUCGCUGCUGCUCGUCACAACAUACGAAGCGUGUUGAUGCUACGAAGGCCUGAUGUUCUCAAAGAUUCGCCAUCCUACCUUUCUCUAGAUGCCACAAUCAAGGAGAGGACAACGUUGUUGAUGGGUGACGCCCAUAACUCUGACAGCGUUAAGGGGCUUUUGGACGAGUGUGGUCCGGAUCUCAAAGUCAUCGUAUUUAGCAUUGGGUUUACCCCUCCAAGCGGGUUUUUGGCCGCGACGAAAGCUAUUGCCAAGGGGUUUCCCAUUGACCCGCCUGAUCUCUGCUCCAGGGGGUUUAUCAUUCUUCUCCAGGCGCUUCAACAGAGGCAUGACUCAUACGCAUCCAAGCCAAAAAUAGUUCUUGUAAGCUCAAUGGGGAUGGGGAAAGUCGCCCACGGCACCAUUCCAUUCGCUCUUCGCCUCCUUUACACCACAGUCCUCGAGCAUCCCCACGCUGACAAAAUAGCCAUGGAAGUUACCCUCUCCAAAGCCCUUCUUCCCUCAUCAUCAUACCCUCACUUCUUCCCAUCCCCAUCCGAGAUUAGUCCGAUGGUGACGACCGCAGGUGACAUUGACGCCGUGAUUAGCCCAUUCAUCGCACCUCAGGAUGUAUGUGUGGUUCGGCCGGCGCUCUUAACUGAUGACGCGGCAAAGGGAAAGGAGAAAUACCGUAUUAUCCAGGAGGGGACUGGACGAGAGGAGAGUUCAGGCAAGGGGAUGUACUCAAUUUCCAGGAAGGACGUCGGAGGCUUCAUUGCAAGAUUGUUAGGAGGUGAUGAUGAUGUACAGAAAUGGUGGGGAUGUCAGCCAGUACUUGCAUACUAGGAGCCCGUGCUUCCAGUAUACGGAUGGACUGCCUCCGCUCCCUUUCUAUUGCCCGCAGAUUAGCGUAUUUCAGGCCAGAAGCUUGCCUUCACGAUCAGAAUUGACUGUGCUCGGGGAGGAUAGAACAAUUCGCAAGUCAGACACGCCCUGUUGAAAGUAAGGUCGACGUGCCUACGUUUCCGCGCACGGCCGUUUCCCCCCAAGAUAUCUUCACUAUUCCCUUCUU